Messenger RNA from Carassius carassius (crucian carp), 1325 nucleotides. RefSeq names its product platelet-derived growth factor subunit A-like. NCBI's taxonomy places the organism in Eukaryota, Metazoa, Chordata, Actinopteri, Cypriniformes, Cyprinidae. The record is from RefSeq and is a predicted model, not a curated record. Bases 252 to 941 code for a protein of 229 amino acids. The transcript has 8 exons. Gene Ontology annotation, molecular function: growth factor activity; platelet-derived growth factor receptor binding. Gene Ontology annotation, cellular component: membrane. Gene Ontology annotation, biological process: positive regulation of ERK1 and ERK2 cascade; positive regulation of MAP kinase activity; positive regulation of cell population proliferation.
GCGUUUUAAUCUAUAUAUACUGACCUAGGCAAUGCAAAAGGAGUUCUGUCUUUGGAUUGUUCAGGCUUGGACAGCCAUGACGACCUUUUGCAAGUUAGAACACAUUUGAGAUCCAAUAAAGGGCGCAUUUGGACCCGUCCCAGCACCUGGAGUACCAGGACACUUUGGAUUCUCCUCUGUAGACUUGAGCGGGUGCUUCGGGUCACUUAAAGGGGGAUCUCUUCAAGGUGGAAAAUUGACAUUGGAAGGAGAUGAGAACCUUAUUCUGCUGCUUUUUGCUCCUCACCUCGCACCUUCUGCUGGCAGCUGCUGAGGAGUUUGCAAUCCCUCAAGAGUUCAUCGACAGACUGUCCCACAGCGAAAUCAACAGCAUCAGCGACCUCCAGCGGCUACUGGAGGUAAAUUCGCCAGGUCCUGGAAAUGAGGUGAUUGAGGAGGUCAAACAGAAGCACCAUCAGAAGAGCCAUCACUCAUACAAGGCCGCUUCCUCAGAUCUCAAGAGUCUGCAGCUGUCCCACAGACGGAAGAGGAGUGUCGUAGAGGAAGCAGUGCCCGCCAUGUGCAAGACACGGACAGUGGUCUAUGAGAUCCCCCGCAGUCAAGUGGAUCCCACCGCAGCAAACUUCCUAAUAUGGCCUUCGUGUGUGGAGGUGAAACGCUGUACAGGCUGCUGCAACACCGGAAACAUGCGUUGUCACCCCUCCAAAAAACAGCACCGUACUGUCAAGGUGGCGAAGGUAGAGUUUGCAUCGCGUAAGAAACCAAAAUUGAAGGAGGUGCUUGUCCGGUUAGAGGAUCAUUUGGAAUGUGUGUGCACGUCACAGCAUCACGUGAUCGAGCACGCAGAAGCAGACACAGGCCCACGCACAGUUAAAAAUGGUAAAAAACGGAAACACAGAAAGCAAGCAGUGGCAGCACAGAUCAACAAGGAUAUUCAAUAAAAAGCAAACCUUUCCUAUUACUCAACGGACCAAAAUAUCCUGCAGUGGACAUGAGGUGAAACCACAUCAAACAAGCAAUCGAAGGACAACAGUGGCUAUGUAAUGCUACAGCAGCACUGGGACUUUGACCUCUGAACUCUGACCCUACUGACCCCAUUGCUGUUUAAAAAAAGAUACUGUAUCCAGAGGAACAUUAUACACAAAUACAACACCAAAGGUGCUUUCUAUGUACUCUGUCAAACACUGAAGACAAACAAGAUUGGUAUUCAGUUAAUUAUUAAGUGGUCAAACACUGGGCAGAAACGAAACUGAAAAGGACGAUGUUUGUGUUGAUUCCCUGUUGUUCAUGUGUAAGACUUUCUUAAAGGUCAAAGAUGAGGAGAA